UGGACUAUGAAAGAUUAUGAUGAACUUCUCAAAUAUUAUGAAUUAUAUGAAACGAUUGGUACAGGUGGCUUUGCAAAGGUCAAGCUUGCCUGUCAUAUCCUUACAGGAGAAAUGGUAGCUAUAAAGAUCAUGGAUAAAAAUGCGCUAGGGAAUGAUUUGCCCCGAGUCAAAACUGAGAUAGAUGCCCUGAAGAAUCUGAGACAUCAGCAUAUAUGUCAGCUCUACCAUGUGCUUGAGACAAAAAACAAAAUAUUCAUGGUUCUUGAGUACUGUCCAGGAGGAGAGCUGUUUGACUACAUAAUCUCCCAGGACCGCCUGUCAGAAGAGGAGACCCGGGUCGUGUUCCGUCAGAUACUGUCUGCUGUUGCGUAUGUCCACAGCCAGGGCUAUGCCCACCGGGACCUCAAACCAGAAAAUUUAUUAUUUGAUGGAUAUCAUAAACUAAAACUGAUUGACUUUGGUCUCUGUGCAAAACCCAAGGGCAACAAGGACUAUCAUCUACAGACGUGCUGUGGAAGUCUUGCUUAUGCAGCUCCUGAACUAAUACAAGGCAAAUCCUAUCUUGGAUCAGAGGCAGAUGUUUGGAGCAUGGGCAUCCUCUUAUAUGUGCUUAUGUGUGGGUUUCUACCAUUUGAUGAUGAUAAUGUCAUGGCUUUGUACAAGAAGAUUAUGAAAGGGAAAUAUGAGGUUCCUAAGUGGCUGUCUCCCAGUAGCAUUCUGCUUCUCCAACAGAUGCUUCAGGUGGACCCAAAGAAGCGGAUUUCUAUGAAAAAUCUCUUGAACCAUCCCUGGAUCAUGCAAGACUACAACUGUCCCGUUGAGUGGCAAAGCAAGACGCCUCUGACUCACCUUGACGAUGAUUGCAUAACAGAGCUCUCUGUACAUCACCGCAACAGCAGGCAAACAAUGGAGGAUUUAAUUUCAUUGUGGCAGUAUGAUCACCUCACAGCCACCUACCUUCUGCUUCUAGCCAAGAAGGCUCGAGGGAAGCCAGCUCGUCUACAGCUUUCUUCCUUCUCCUGUGGAACCCCCAGCACCACUCCAAAGUCAAAGAAUCUAAGCCUGGACGAUAUAACCACUAAUGAUGAUAACUGUGCGGCUGGAUUAAUAGACUAUGACUUCUGUGAAGAUAAUUUAUUAGCUCACCAGACACUACAGGUUACCAAACAUUGGGCAGAGUCAAAUGAUGUGGUAUCUAAAUCACCAACUCCAGUAGUAUGUAGAGCACUGGCAAAUAAAAUAAAGGACCAAGAGAAUGUGUGCACUCCCAAGUCUGCUGGGAAGAAUGAAGAACACUUUGUAUUUCCUGAGCCCAAGACGCCAGUUAGUAAGAACCAGUAUAAGAGAGGAAUACUUACCUCACCCAACUGCUACACAACACCUACUAAAGCUAGACAGCAGUGCCUGAGAGAAGCCCAAGUUAGAACGCCAGUGAAUUCCGCAGGAGCAGACACGUUGAUGACAAGUGUCAUUAGCCCUGAGAGGAGGUGCCGAUCAAUGGAAGUGGAUCUCAACCAGACACACUUGGAGGAUACCCCUAAAAGGAAAGGAACCAAUGUGUUUGGGAGCCUUGAGAGAGGAUUGGAUAAGGUUCUCACUGCACUCACCAGGAGCAAAAAGAAGGGGUCUGCCAAAGACGGGCCAAGAAGACGAAAGCUGCACUAUAACGUGACUACAACUAGGCUGGUGAAUCCCGACCAGCUCCUGAGUGAAAUAAUGGCUGUUCUUCCAAAGAAAAAUGUGGACUUCGUACAGAAAGGUUACACACUAAAGUGUCAGACACAGUCUGAUUUUGGCAAAGUGACAAUGCAGUUUGAACUAGAAGUGUGCCAGCUUCAGAGGUCUGACGUGGUGGGUAUCCGGAGACAGCGGCUUAAGGGUGAUGCCUGGGUUUACAAGAGAUUAGUGGAAGAUAUUCUGUCUAGCUGUAAGAUGUGAUUGAUGGGUGGCUUCCGCCCUGCCUGGAAGAAUGUGGGUGGUGCUGCACACGAGACCGUGUGGUUGGUUGGAUUUUCAAGCCCAUUGGAGCUACAAGCUUAUUUCUAAAUAGCCACCUUCAAGACCAGUGCCUUUUUGCUUUUCAACAAAAAUUUUCAUUUUGUGGCUGAAUCCCCAGCAACUCUGCUGUCAUUAUCUGUUACUCUCCUUUUCUAAUCAUGUAGCUUGCUGUGCUAGUGACUGUCAGUUUCUCUGUAUUCACUUCCAGAGGGGAUGCCAGCUCUUCCUGUGACUCAUUUUGAUGUACAGUUUCUUUCUGAGCUAAAACCAUUUGUGAAUAUAUCAGGCAUCUUUUUGUAUCUGUUUUUGAUCCAAAUAAAACCUCG
Molecule: messenger RNA, 2324 nt
Organism: Psammomys obesus (fat sand rat)
Lineage: Eukaryota; Metazoa; Chordata; Mammalia; Rodentia; Muridae
Gene: Melk
Product: maternal embryonic leucine zipper kinase
Exons: 17
Coding region: 7-1938 (643 amino acids)
Biological process (GO): protein phosphorylation; microtubule cytoskeleton organization; intracellular signal transduction
Cellular component (GO): cytoplasm
Molecular function (GO): protein serine/threonine kinase activity; tau-protein kinase activity; ATP binding
Source: RefSeq, a predicted model, not a curated record